Molecule: messenger RNA, 2919 nt
Organism: Closterium sp. NIES-65
Lineage: Eukaryota; Viridiplantae; Streptophyta; Zygnematophyceae; Desmidiales; Closteriaceae
Source: the annotation of a GenBank genome assembly
AUGGCCGAUCUCGCCUCUGUUGAGCAGUGGAUCAUAGACACCGAAGUCAAACUUCGCACCCCCAUUGUCAACCUCGCCUCCUCCCAACCCUCCUCCUCCUCCCUCAACGCUACCCAGCCCCGCAAGCAGGCUCGGAACAACGGCAAAGGGGGAGGUGGGGGCAAGGGAGGUGGCGGUCAGGGCAACGGCAGCACAAACAGCCGUGGCGGCGCCACUGGGGAUGAGCAUGGCACCACUAAUUCGGGCGGAGCCUCUGCAGGCCGCGGAAGUCGUCCUGGCACUCUUCCGCCCUGCACCUAUGUCCGUCGCUAUGGUCCCCGGGCUGGAACACCCUGCGGGCAGACAAACCAUCCCCCUAGCACUUGCUUCAAGGCUCUCGAUGAUGCCUGGUACGUGCGGGGCAAUGUUGGCACUCCUCCCAAGUGGGGAACGAUCUCCCCACGUCCCUCCCUUGCCGACAUCCAAACCAACCCCGCUUACCUCCCUGCCCACCUCCGCCUCCUUGUUCCCCCCACACCGCUCCUCAAUCUCCAACAGCAGCACCUCCUGCAGCAGCACCAGCAGCAGCAGCAACAGCAGCAGCAGCAGCAGCUGUUUCAUCAGCAGCCACAGCAGCAGCAGCAGCCGCAACCCCAGCCGCACCCAUGGGGAACUGGACUCCUACCCCAGUGGGGACCCAGCCCUCCUCCUUGGCAGCAGCAGCAGCUGAAUUUUGGCACAGCUGCCAUAGCCGCUCAAGCCUCACCGUCCCCCCUUUGGGGUGCUCCACCCCCUAGUAGCACUGCCCCUCCUCUUACCCAGGAGAGCUUUCUUGGCAACAUUGCUGUCUCACCCUCACUUCCUUCCAUGUACCCAUCCACCCUCGAGGAUUCCCAUGAGGAGUUCACCAUGGUCCAGCGCCACACUCCCUCUCUCACCACGCUCUACCCUGGCCUCCUCGGCGCUCUAAUCCUUAGCGCGAUCUCCGCUCCCACCAUCUUCGUCCCCUCCACCUUCCAGGAGGCUAUCACAUGCGCUGACGCUGACAAGUGGAUAGCCGCCAUCUUCCUGGAAUCGGAGCCACAGAGGCAGCGCCUGGAGAGGGGCCUGCCGGGGUGCGUCUUGUAUGCGGACGACCGCCGCCUGAGUGCAUCCUCGCUAAGAGCUGCUGGCAGUGACUCGUUUGAAGCGCAUGGGCGCGAGUUCCCGUACUGGCUCGCCACCAAGCUCAUCAACCGGCACUCGCCCUGGCUGGCAGGCACCAUUUCUCUUGUUUCCCGCGCUCACCAUCACGCUGUGCGCUCCCGCUUCACUCCUUGCUCCGCUGCUCCCCUCCAUCCCCUCCCUGUUCCUGCAUGGGCCACCCACAGGGCGUAUGCGCAGCGCCACGGGUACCGCUUUGUGGAGAUGGGCGAGGCGGACAAGGACCCAGGCAGACACCCCUCGUGGUUCAAGGUGCCUCAUGGUUCAAGGUGCGCUUCCUACAGUGCCAGCUGUCCUCCUGCUGCAAGUGCGCUUAUCCUCUCAUCCUCCAUCCCCGCACCCCGCCUCCCUAACUCCCCGCCCCAGGUGCGUUUCUUACAGCGCCAGCUGUCUUGCUGCUGCAAGUGGGCAUUCUUCCUGGACUCAGACGCCUACUUCCGCAUGGACAACCACCGCCUGUCCAUUCAAAGCUGGGUGGAUCGACUGACUCUGCCUGUAAGUCCUGCCUGCGAGUCACAUGUUUUUUCUGCCUGCCACCUCAUGUGCAUCAAUCGCUCCCUUGCCUUCCUCGACUCAGAUGCCUACUUCCGAAUGGACAGCCACCGCCUGCCAAUCAAAAGCUGGGUGGAUCGACUGACUCUGCCGUCUCUUUCCUUGUUUCACUUUGGCGCUUCAAACAUUCUUCGCAUGGUCAACCACCGCCUCUCUGUGCACUGCUGGGUCGACCACCUCACCCUUCUCGUGGUGCAUGGCUGGAUGGGUGCAUGGCUGGAUGGGUGCAUGGCUGGAUUGGUGCAUGGCUGGAUGGGUGCAUGGCUGGAUGGGUGCAUGGCUGGAUGGGUGCAUGGCUGGAUGGGUGCAUGGCUGGAUGGGUGCAUGGCUGGAUGGGUGCAUGGCUGGAUGGGUGCUGAGCUGGAUGGGGCCAACUCUUCUCAUGCUCUACCAGAGCUCCUCCGUCUUCCAUUCUGUCUCCCACCAUUUCUCCCACCUUUCCACCCCUCUCACUCUUUCACCUCUUCUCCCCCUCCUCCACCCACCCCCCAGCACUACUUUGACUGGAUCGCCCGUGACUACAACAUCUCGCUGGCCAACCAGACCUGCUUCCCGCGCCCCCCCUCCUCCAUCUUCUCGCACUCACCUCCCGCCUGCCCCCCGUCACCUGUGGGGACUGGGCAGGGUGGGGGAGAAGGCGAGGCAGGAGAGGGGGGGCAUUGGGGAGGUGGAGGAGGGGGGGAGGGGGAGAGCCGGGCGGCGGUGUGUGUGGUGGCGCCGCGGAACGAUGAUGAGGCGUCGGGGAUGGCGGAGGGGCGGGCGGGGGCGCUGUUCAACGGCAGUAUGGAGUAUGUGAAUGCGGGGGUCACACUCUGGAGGCGCUCCCCGCACUGCCUCAAGAGCACACAAGCCUCGAGCCUGCCACUGACUCCCAACCUCCCCUUAUCCCCUCACUCAAUUAUCUCCCAUUCCCUCCGAUCCCCCACCCCGUUGUCUCCCGCCCCCUUCACAGUUGCUUGCCAACUGGCACACGGAGCCGGCGAGGCAGUACCUCCUGCUUGCCAGCUGGCACGAGGAGCCGGCCAGGCAGUACCUGUGGAGGCGCAACUGGGAGCAGCCGAGGCUCAACGUGCUGCUCGCUAUGCCGCAGCACGUUGCCGACGUGGCAGUGGUGCCCUUCCGGGAGCUGACCGGGCACUCGGGACGCGCCAUCCGGCACCGCUGGCUCAACUCCAUCAUGACUGA